Anopheles arabiensis is the source of this 1448-nucleotide messenger RNA. RefSeq names its product 2-methoxy-6-polyprenyl-1,4-benzoquinol methylase, mitochondrial (gene Coq5). Bases 43 to 918 code for a protein of 291 amino acids. The record is from RefSeq and is a predicted model, not a curated record. Gene Ontology annotation, biological process: ubiquinone biosynthetic process. NCBI's taxonomy places the organism in Eukaryota, Metazoa, Arthropoda, Insecta, Diptera, Culicidae. Gene Ontology annotation, molecular function: methyltransferase activity. The transcript is spliced from 4 exons.
AACAUGACAUGAUCUCGCAGUACCCAAAUCAAAACCUACGCAAUGUUACCUCUUCGAAGAACCUCUCUAUUGGUACACAGACUUCCGCUUGCGCGAUUUUCCAGCAAUGCAAGGGAAAAUGUUACCCAAAGCGCAACGCAACACGAUUCGGAUACACACUUUGGUUUUCAAACGGUAAAAGAGAGCGACAAAUGGAAAAAGGUUCACAAAGUGUUCGAGGAGGUCGCGGCAUCCUAUGAUUUGAUGAAUGACGCUAUGUCGAUGGGAAUUCAUCGUGUGUGGAAAGAUAUUUUCAUGGAACGUUUAUCGCCGGUGGGAAAUGGAAUACGACUGCUGGACAUGGCUGGUGGCACUGGCGAUAUAGCGUUCCGAUACAUGAAAUAUCUACAAAAGCAGACAGCACCAGAUCGAAAGCCUAGUCAUGUUACUGUUUGUGAUAUCAAUCAAAAUAUGCUAGAUGUGGGUCAACAACGAUGGGAAAAAUUGAACUUACCUACAGCCGGUGACACAAUUGAAUGGGUGUGUGCCGAUGCCGAAAAACUGCCCUUCGAGGAUUCAUCAUUCAGCGUGUACACGAUCGCAUUUGGGAUUAGAAAUUGCACGCAUAUUGACAAAGUACUUUCGGAAGCUCACCGCGUGCUGAAACCGGGAGGACGUUUUAUGUGCCUAGAAUUCAGUCAUGUGAACAAUGAAUAUCUUAAAUGGGUUUACGAUCAGUAUUCCUUCCAAGUGAUUCCACCGAUGGGACAAAUACUAGCUAAUCAGUGGCAGCCGUACCAGUACUUGGUAGAGAGCAUCCGAAAGUUUCCGCAGCAAAAUGAAUUUAAAGCAAUGAUUCAGAACGCUGGCUUCAAAUGUGUUGAAUAUGAAAAUUUAACCUUUGGUGUCGUUGCGAUACACUCCGGAUUUAAGUUGUAAGAUGGACAAGAUGGAUCUACUUUGAUGUAGCAACCGUUGUCGGUCAAGCCUGCAUGUACCACUAAUGGGUUUGACUAUUAGUGACGCAUUGAAUACGGAUAGCAGGAUAAUCAGUUCUACAUUUGGGGGCACAGUCCAAUCGAGGCUUCAAUCCAUGAUGGGCAUGCAGAAUGGAUAUAACGAAGGAAAAUAAACAGCACUAAACUAGAUCACAAAUCCAUAUCCGUGUCGAAAAAUGUAGUAUUUGGCAUAAAGAUGAACUGGUAAAGCAUAGAGCGCGAGGAUACUACAUACAGUCUGAACUCAUUGUUAGAACUUCGAUUCCCUGCUAAUUAUUGAAUACAGUCUGUUCCCGUGAUACGCGGUUUAUCCCGAGGAAUUCGCGAAACUCGAAUAUCUGCGUAAGUCGAAUUUUACUGUCAGAAACAAAUGAUUACUCGGUAUUUUAGAUUACAUACACUAUGUACUAUUAUACACUUUAUCUUUUAUUUGAUACGAUUGAAAUGUAUAACUUUUGAACAAUUUUCAAA